Eurytemora carolleeae is the source of this 3237-nucleotide messenger RNA. Its product is annotated as endoplasmic reticulum metallopeptidase 1. Gene Ontology annotation, molecular function: metalloexopeptidase activity. Gene Ontology annotation, biological process: proteolysis. NCBI's taxonomy places the organism in Eukaryota, Metazoa, Arthropoda, Copepoda, Calanoida, Temoridae. The record is from RefSeq and is a predicted model, not a curated record. Bases 63 to 2801 code for a protein of 912 amino acids. The transcript has 22 exons.
UUGUUAAAACAUUUCUUGUUACAGAAAAAUGACAAUUUAAACUAUUUAAAAAAGUUAUAAUAAUGUUUGGAACUGGAAAACCUAAACUGGUCAGCUUCUCAAGAUUAGAUCAGAAUGACGAACAGCAGAAUGCUGCGAAGGAUGAAGCCCUGCUUGACGCCAAGAAGGCGAAGGACGUUGAUGAGAACAAGUACAAGAAGGAGGAGAACAAACUCAACACAUGGCACGCUUUAGUAAUUGGAUCCUGGUGCCUGUGUGUAUUCUUUCUUGUUGUUUACAUGGAUCAACGACUCCCGGAUCCUCUUACACUUAGAGACACAACGACAAAUCCAGACAGAUUUAUCGAAGAACGAGCGCGUAAAACCUUGCGUGCACUGACCAGCGUUGGUGCGCGUCCUGCAGGAAGCUACGAGAACGAGGUGCUGGCUGUGGAUCUGAUUGUACGCGAACUGAAUUCUAUAAAACUUCGAGCCCAGCCUAUACAUAAACUAUCAAUAGAUAUUCAGAAACCAAGAGGGUCAUUUAACCUCAAGUUUGUGGACGGACUCACUCAUAGCUAUAGGAAUAUCCAGAAUGUGAUCGCUAAGGUAGAAUCUGGGUUAGGAUCUAAGCACUCUUUGCUGGUCAACUGUCAUUUUGAUUCAGUUCCUCAAUCUCCAGGAGCUAGUGAUGAUGCAGUAUCCUGUGCUAUUAUGCUGGAAAUCCUGGAGGUUCUUACUCAAUCCUCUACUCCUCUUAGGCACAACCUCGUGUUCUUGUUUAAUGGUGCAGAGGAGAAUAUGCUUCCUGCAGCUCACGGGUUCAUUACCCAGCAUAUCUGGGCCGAGGACAUCAGGGCCUUUAUUAACCUUGAGUCCUGUGGUAGUGGAGGUAGGGAGCUAGUAUUCCAGACUGGUCCAGGGCAUCCCUGGUUAGUGGAAGCAUAUGCUGAUGUUGCUCCUCAUCCUUUUGCUUCUGUUAUCGGUCAGGAGCUCUUUCAGACAGGAGUUAUUCCAGCAGAUACAGACUUCAGGAUAUUCCGUGAUUAUGGAAAUAUCCCUGGUCUGGAUAUUGCUUAUAUGAAGAAUGGAUAUGUUUAUCAUACUGUUUAUGAUACAGAAGAGAAUAUACCAGCUGGAAGUAUACAGAGAGCAGGUGAUAAUCUCCUGGCAGUUGUCGGUCAUAUUGCGCAGUCUGAUAUUCUUGCCGAUACAUCUUCCCACAGUGAAGGCGGCGUCGUCUUCUUUGAUUUUCUCGGUUUAUUCUUGAUCCACUACCCGGAGUGGGUGGGGAUGUUGCUAAACCUGACCGUGGUGGGGUACGCUCUCUUUAGGUCCUGGGACAAAGCGAAGAAUAGUUAUAGGUCUGGAGUUACAACUGGUGUGUAUACUAGACAGCUUGCUUAUACAUUUGCAAUGCAGAUUUGUGGUUGUGUUGCCAGCUUCAUAGUUGUAACCUUCAUUGCUACAAUAAUAGAUAUAUUUUCUAAAACAAUGUCUUGGUACAGUCGGCCCUGGCUUAUUUUCUUCUUGUACAUGGUUCCCACUAUCUGUACUGUCAUAGCUGUCCUCUACUUCGCUCUCCCCAGGCAGAAGAAGUAUUUCCAGUUCUCCGACGGAGCCUGGGUUAUAGAGUCCUUGUACUUCGAAGUGAGCAAACUUAUCUGGGCCUUCUUCACACUCUUGAUGACGGUGGCGCGGCUCAAGUCCUCCUUCUUCUGCAUGGUCUGGGUUCUCUUCCCUUCAAUAGGACGAAGUAUUCUGGAGAAUAUUUACGAUAAAACUCCAGCUAAACGGAAACCUCGUGAUCUCACCUGGUUGGUCAUUCAUCUUCUCUCCCUCCUCAUCCCACUCAUCCUCAACAUGUAUCUGAUCCUCACAACCUUCUCCAUGUUCAUUCCCAUCAUGAGUAGAUCAGGGUCAGCUCUUAACCCAGACCUUAUAAUUGGAUACAAGGCUGCUGGUAUGACCCUGGCCACCCUGUCCUUCUUGUGCCCGUUGAGUAUGGUGAUGAAUAAACCAACGAAUGUUAUCACAACACUUUACCUUACUACCUUCAUUACUGUUAUAGCUGUGAUAGUUACUCCAUUAGGGUUUCCCUACAGUGCUUCUGAAUCUAGUUACUCACCUCAUCGUGCUCUUGUCAUUCACACAGAUAGAGAGUUCUACAAUAGAGAUGGAACUCUGCAUAAAGCUGACUCUGGUUACUUCAUGGUUAACCUGGACCGAAACUCUCCAGCGAUAUUAAAGGGUUGGUUACCAGAGUUAUCAACAAGUAAAGAGAUAUCUAGUAAGGACUGUGAAAACUAUCUGUAUUGUGGUGUACCUAUCUAUUACCCUGCAGCUACACUUCUAAGGAUAAAUAACUGGAUUCCUGCACCUAAACCUAAACUAUACAAGACAAUUGAUCUUGAAAUGAUUCAUCAGGAUGCACUUAGUGUGAAUAUUAGACGGGUUCUGUUUAGAGCUCAAGGCCCGGAUCAUAUGGGAGUUUUUAUAUCUCCAUCUCUCGGUAUAAAACUGGUAUCCUGGUCUCUAGCGGAUGGAAAACUUCUCGAGGGACCUGAAUGGAAGCAUGGACGGCCCACCUUCUAUAUAUUCAACUCCCAAGGGAAGGAUACUGAACCUUGGGAGUUCUGGUUGGAUCUUGAGGUCCCCAGGUCACAUUACGAAGGAAAUGAACUUGUCGACAUUGCUAUAACAGGACAUCACCUCCACGGGGCUCAGAUGAAAUCCACGCAGUUUAAAGCUUUCCUUGCUCAAUUCCCAGGAUGGAGUUAUCCAGUUGGUUGGACUGCAGCCUACAAGGCGUACAAGUUCUAAACAUGCGUAAUUAAAAGCGUAAUUUUCACAUAAUGCCUGAUUCAAUACUUAAAUAUGUUGAAAAAACGCGGCAUUAAGUUUGUUAAAUAAUUGUAUUAGAACAUGACUUACAUUUAAGUCACUAAAUUUGAGCUUAGUUGAACCAAAGACAAAGAAAGAGAAUUGAUUUUAUAUCGUUUAAAUACCAUAAUGGAACAUCAACCAGCCAAUAUUUAUAUCUAGAUAAUAGUUUAACAGCUUUUUUAAAAUUUAAUAUUUAUGUGUCUGUUCAUUUGACUAAACUGUUGUCAUCUUUUAAUCGAAUCUAGUCACAAACAAUGCGGUCAUUAAUCCAACUAUGAUUAGAUAUUGUUUAAUGUUGAGAUUAAAAUGCUUUCUACAAUCAUAAUCAAAAAGGCCCGUUUUAAUUGAAAGAUAAUCAGGCGGCUCUAAAUAU